Messenger RNA from Calliphora vicina (urban bluebottle blowfly), 1271 nucleotides. Its product is annotated as dnaJ homolog subfamily B member 13. Gene Ontology annotation, cellular component: cytosol. Gene Ontology annotation, molecular function: protein-folding chaperone binding. The record is from RefSeq and is a predicted model, not a curated record. The transcript has 3 exons. The coding region runs from base 24 to 1139 and encodes 371 amino acids. NCBI's taxonomy places the organism in Eukaryota, Metazoa, Arthropoda, Insecta, Diptera, Calliphoridae.
UAUACAAACAUAUUUUUCAAUAUAUGUACAUAAAUUUAAACAUGAAUAUUUCCGAGCUGGAUUAUUAUGCUAUUUUGGAUGUGAAAAGAAAUGCCAAUAAGGAGGAAAUAACACUAGCAUAUAGACGAUUGGCUGUUCGUCUAUGUCCUUUUCGAGAUCCAAAACAUCAAAGAGAUUUUGUGCCAUUAUCACACGAAUCUCAAUUGACGCAUAUGUCACCCCUGCCUCUAAAUCGCCAAUGGAACUAUAUAAAUAUGGCAUUUGAUGUUUUAGGAAAUGAUUUAUAUCGUGCAAUAUACGAUCGUUACGGUGAGGCGGGUCUUUUUCAAGGUAUCCAUUUGCCCAAUGGUUAUUUUCCACCCUAUCAAUAUCACGGCAAUCACAUGAAGGUUUAUCACGGCGUGUUUGGAUCAUAUUCCCCCUAUGCAAAUGUAAUUGAUGCUUUAACAGCACCACCACCUUUGUGCUCUAAUAAAGGCUCUGGAAUUGGUGUACGAAUUAAAGAUAAAGCAGUGGAAAAAGUUGUAGAAUUGACUUUAGAGGAAGUUUACAACGGAUGUUUAAAAAUUAUGCAGGUUUGGCGACAGGAAUUCACUGAUAAAGAAGAAACCCGCACAGAGAAAAGAAAAAAGAUCUUGACACUUAAUAUAGAACCCGGUGUAACUGCCGGUACACGCUACUGCUUUAAAGAAGAGGGUGAUCGCUCUCCCACUACAAUACCGGCCGAUAUAAUAUUUAUUGUAGUUGACAAACCGCAUAAUACAUUUAGAAGGGAUGGUUUCCACAAUCUGGUGUAUACUUUAAAAAUUGAUUUGUGUCAAGCUCUUACAGGUUUCCAAUUCGUUAUCAACAGUUUAGAUAAGAGGCAAUUAAAAGUAUGUGUCAAUGAUGUUGUAAAACCCGGGUAUACGAAAGUCUUACCUUGUGAGGGUCUACCCAAAUGUAAACCCAAAGAUGCGUCAUUGGCUUUAAAACCUAAAGGAUUUCAAAGCAAAGAAUAUGGCGAUCUAAUUAUUGAAUUUAAAACCACUUUUCCGGACUAUUUCAAUAAGGAAAUGAAAAGAUGUGUACGAAAUUUGUUUGCUGAUUUGGAAGCCAUGAAAAAAGUCGAGACCGAUAAGAAAAUUCCUCCAAAUUAAAAUUGUAUUGUAUUGAUUUAUUGAGUACAACAAUUAAUUGCCAUUAAUAAGGGUCCAUACAUUUUCAUAAAUAUAAUUUUGACACUGAAAUUAAAAGUUAUUGAUUAAAAUAAUUAUUUACUUCUUGCGAUU